Messenger RNA from Arachis stenosperma, 1603 nucleotides. RefSeq names its product probable galacturonosyltransferase 4. The coding region runs from base 1 to 1575 and encodes 524 amino acids. The record is from RefSeq and is a predicted model, not a curated record. Gene Ontology annotation, molecular function: polygalacturonate 4-alpha-galacturonosyltransferase activity. Lineage: Eukaryota; Viridiplantae; Streptophyta; Magnoliopsida; Fabales; Fabaceae. The transcript is spliced from 6 exons.
AUGAUUCUCAUGGAUGAUAAGGAUUCUAGGACCGUCUCCCUAGACGAGGCGUGGCGGGCUUCCCCGCUUGCCACCCUAGGUGACAACAAGCAAGGGAAUGAAGGGAACACCUUGGAGAAAGCUGAUGACGGUGGUGGCGAAAAUGUAAAUGGCGAAGAUGCUAUUGAUGUUGAUGACAGUGAUGCAAAGCUCACUAAAUCAGAUCGUGCUUCUGAUCGCGAGUCUCAAGUUAAGGCUAAAAUCUAUCUUUCCUUGCCAGUAGUAAAAAGCAACUCCCAUCUUACACGGGAACUACGACUACGGGUAAAGGAAGUUUCACGAACACUUGGAGAUGCAAGCAAGGAUUCUGGCUUACCUAGGAAUGCAAAUGAGAGAAUGAAGGCGAUGGAACAAACUUUGUUGAAAGGGAAGCAAGCUCAAGAUGAUUGUGCUGCUGUUGUGAAGAAGCUUCGGGCUAUGAUCCACUCAACAGUGGAGCAGCUCCAUGCACACAAGAAGCAGACUUUGUUCUUAACACAAUUAACAGCAAAAACAUUGCCAAAAGGUCCUCAUUGUCUUCCACUGCGCCUUACAACUGAGUAUUAUAGCUUGAAUUCUUCUCAGCAACAGUUCCCCAGUCAAGAGAAGUUAGAAGACCCUCGACUAUACCAUUAUGCAAUAUUCUCAGACAACAUAUUGGCUGCGGCUGUUGUUGUGAAUUCAACUGCUGUUAAUGCUAAGGACACCUCAAAGCAUGUUUUUCACAUUGUUACUGGGAGACUCAAUUAUGUGGCAAUGAGGAUGUGGUUUUUGGCAAAUCCACCCGGCAAUGCAACCAUUCAGGUUCAGAACAUUGAAGAUUUUACUUGGUUGAACGCAAGUUAUAGUCCUGUUCUUAGGCAGUUGGGCUCUCCAUCCAUGAUUGAUUAUUACUUCAAGACUCAUCCAGCAACUUCUGAUUCAAACCUGAUGUUUAGAAAUCCAAAAUAUUUAUCUAUCUUGAAUCAUCUCCGUUUCUACCUUCCUGAGAUCUUUCCAAAGCUCAACAAGGUGCUGUUCUUGGAUGAUGAUAUAGUUGUGAAGAAGGAUCUGACUGGUCUUUGGUCAGUUGAUCUGAAAGGCAAUGUAAAUGGUGCUGUAGAAACUUGUGGAGAAAGUUUUCAUCGAUUUGAUCGUUAUCUUAACUUCUCCCAUCCUCUUAUCGCAAAGAAUUUUGACCCACGUAUAUUUGAUUUAGUCGAAUGGAAGAGGCAAAACAUCACAGAGGUGUACCACAACUGGCAGAAUCUGAAUCAUGAUAGACAGUUGUGGAAGUUAGGAACACUGCCACCGGGUCUCAUAACAUUCUGGAAACAAACUUUCCCACUGAACCGAUCUUGGCAUGUCCUGGGUCUCGGCUACAACCCCAAUGUCAACCAAAGAGAUAUUGAUCGCGCUGCCGUUAUCCACUACAAUGGCAACUUGAAGCCAUGGCUUGAGAUAAGUAUUCCCAAGUUCCGAAGUCAUUGGACAAAGUAUGUCGAUUAUGCAUGUGUAUUUGCGAGAAUGCAACAUCAACCCAUAGAGAUGUGUCUUCUUGGUACAUUAAACCACUGAUUGAAGUUUUCUUGGCACUAGCCAUGCU